Messenger RNA from Trametes versicolor FP-101664 SS1, 2358 nucleotides. Its product is annotated as AAA family ATPase. The record is from RefSeq and is a predicted model, not a curated record. Gene Ontology annotation, cellular component: cytoplasm. Bases 1 to 2358 code for a protein of 785 amino acids. Gene Ontology annotation, molecular function: ATP binding; ATP hydrolysis activity. The transcript has 11 exons. Lineage: Eukaryota; Fungi; Basidiomycota; Agaricomycetes; Polyporales; Polyporaceae.
AUGAGCUUGCUCGCGACCAGAAAAUUCAACGUAGAGGCGGUUGAAUCCUUGGAGUCCGUUUCGAGAGCGGCUCGGCGCAUCAUCAUCAACGCAGACAUCCUGAAGCAAGCCAAAGUUUACGCAGGAGACGUCGUGGGCUUAUCUUCUGCAGACUCGCACAAGGCCUUCGCCGUGGGUGUCGCAUGGCCGUCUUCAGAAUUGUCCCAGGAUGCUAUCCUUGUCUCCCCACCGCUUCUUCUGACCGCUAGGUUGACACCAGGAUCAAAAGUCAGCCUCUUCUCCUUGGAUGCGCCGAAACUUCCUCCCAGCGUGCCUUCCCUCCGGCAGGCAGCGCUCGCAAAGACCGUUCGUGUCAAGGAAGUCUUCGAUGAAAAGAGCACCGCGAUAAGCUCUGCUUCCUCUUCUUCCCCGAAGAGCUCGGGUUCUGGAAAGGGUCAACGCAGAGAUUGGCUGACUCUCCUGAUCCGAGAAUUUUUGAUCGACCUCGGGUACCUCACACCCACACAGACACUCGACGUCGUGUAUGAAGGCAAAACACGCAGAUUUGCCGUAACUUCUGUACGGGCAUACGGCGAAGCAGACGACGACACAGAUCUCGCCGCCGGCGUACAAGCCCUCUCCCUAGCAGACGCCCCACCGAAACUAUGGACGGUCGGCUGGGAAACAACCGUCGCUGCCGGGCAUGCCGUCCAACGGGGCGUGAGUGCGGACGCGUACGCCUCUGUGGGAGGGCUCGACAAACAGAUCGCGCAAAUCCGCGACCUCAUUGAGAUCCCUCUCACCCGCCCUGAGCUCUUCCGCCAGUUCGGCCUCAAGCCGCCUCGCGGUGUUCUCCUCCACGGGCCGCCUGGGACAGGAAAAACGCACCUCGCACGCGCGAUCGCAGCAUCUACCGGGUCGGCAGUGCUCAUCGUGAACGGACCAGAGCUAUCUUCGGCAUACCAUGGGGAGACCGAAUCGCGCAUACGCGAUGUCUUUACAGAGGCACGCGCUCGCAGUCCGUGUAUCAUCGUACUCGACGAGGUCGACGCGAUAUGCCCACGCCGUGAAGAGGGUCCGGGCGGAGAGGUCGAGAAACGCGUGGUGGCGCAGCUGCUGACGCUCAUGGACGGUAUGGAAGAAACGGGCAAGGAUGGCUCGGAAGGCAAAGUGAUGAUCGUUGCGACCACAAACAGGCCGAAUGCCAUCGACCCCGCGUUGCGUCGACCAGGUCGAUUUGAUAGGGAAAUUGAGAUUGGUAUUCCUGGCUCGGAGGAACGCUAUCAAAUCCUAAAGGUCCUUCUCUCGAAGGCCCCACAUGCAAUCGCAGACGACGAGCUCCGGUCAGUCGCAGCAAAAGCGCACGGCUACGUCGGCGCCGACCUCAGCGCCGUCGUGCGCGAAGCAGGCACCCUCUCCAUCAAGCGCUGGCUCGCCUCACAGUCCCCGUCCGAAGCCCCCACCCCCUCCCAAUCGACCCCGCAGUUGACGUAUGCGGACGUCCUUACAGCGCUCCCGACCGUGCGCCCCUCCGCGCUGCGCUCGCUCUUCCUCGACACCGUGCCGGUGCACUACUCGGACAUCGGCGGGCAGGCGCAGACGAUCCAGAAGCUGCGAGAGUGCGUGGAGUGGCCGCUCCUGCACCCUGAAGCGUUCGCGCGCCUUGGGGUCCGUGCGCCGCGAGGCGUACUGCUGUACGGCCCGCCGGGAUGCAGCAAGACACUCCUCGUACGAGCGUGUGCGACGGAAAGCGGCGUGAACUUCCUUGCGGUGAAGGGUCCCGAGCUGCUCAACAAGUAUGUCGGCGAGUCGGAGCGCGCUGUACGGGAGAUAUUCAGCAAGGCCCGAGGAGCUGCUCCGUCUAUCAUCUUUUUCGACGAGAUCGACGCACUCGCGGGCUCUCGCACGUCAUCGGAUGGCGGCGGUGGCGCCCAGGAGGGUGUGCUGACGAGUCUCCUGAACGAGAUGGACGGCGUGCAAGAACUAGUUGGCGUCACUAUCGUAGCCGCGACGAACAGGCCAGACGUCAUCGACUCAGCAUUAAUGCGCCCUGGGCGGUUGGACCGUAUCCUUUACGUCGGCCCACCCGACUUGGAGGGGCGGGUCGAGAUCUUGCGCAUCCGCACCCAGAAAAUGAGCGUCGAGGAGGGUCUGGACCUCGAACAGAUUGCGAGGAUGACGGAAGGAUGUUCGGGAGCAGAGAUCACGGCCCUCUGCCAGGAGGCUGCACUGCUUACCAUGAAAGAGAACAUCGACGCGCCCUUCGUUCCGAAGGAUGCGUUCGUUAGGGCAGCGCGGAACAUCAAGAAACAAAUCACGCCAGAGGUCGUGGAGACGUACGUGCAAUGGCGAGACAGGAAUGGCGUCACCGAUGCCUGA